UCAAUGUUUCCAUAGCAACGCAACUUAUUUAUUUCUGCGAUUUCGGCACUCUUUGUUAGUUAGUAUUUUUUGUAAACCAUGGAUGCUGUAGAACCAAGCAGCAUUGACACCGAAGCUCAAGCUGAUAUCCCAGAGCCUGAUGUCGAGGACACAUCAUUAAAAAUAAGACCCCUUGAACGUAUCAAGUUACACCCGAAAGUUCCCCCAGAACCAUCUGCUUAUGGAAAAGGAAAGAGUUACAGUCGUCCAUGGAUUCUGCAGGAUGGCAGGGAAGCGCCUGCUAAAGGCAGCGAAAUGAGAAACCAAUAUAAAGUUCCAAAAAAACCUCCACGUACUGUAGGUAUUCGGAAGCAAAUGUUAAAAGACUUUUUCUGGGAGCAAAUGUUAGAGGAAGUGGUAGACGAAUUGAAAAUGACUACUCCUGUCACCGAGUACUGCACCGAAUACGAUGCCAACUAUGUGAAGGAUGAUUUCGAGCCUCGCAACUUAGAAAUCCCUCUGGACAAAAACAUGCACCUAAAGUAUCCCUUAUAUGGAACCGGGUCUAGUGCUGUUACUUUUUACAGUGAGACUACCCAGAAGACCGGGCCGGGUGAAAUUCUGGAAAAGUUCCGAAGAUGCCAGUAUUUUACCAAGCCCAUGGAAGAGAGAUUGGACGAUGGUUGGGUAUUGUAGAUUCUCAGUUAGGAAGCU
This is a messenger RNA of Cydia amplana, 693 nucleotides long. RefSeq lists its product as uncharacterized. Lineage: Eukaryota; Metazoa; Arthropoda; Insecta; Lepidoptera; Tortricidae. Bases 79 to 675 code for a protein of 198 amino acids. The transcript has 4 exons. The record is from RefSeq and is a predicted model, not a curated record.